GGAGGAGGAAGAGGAGGAGGAGGAAGAGGAGGAGGAGGAGGCUGCGGCCUCCACCCCGCCAUGGACGACCAGGGCUGCCCCCGCUGCAAGACCACCAAGUACCGCAACCCGUCCCUCAAGCUGAUGGUCAACGUCUGCGGACACACGCUGUGCGAGAGCUGUGUGGACCUGCUGUUCGUGAGGGGGGCCGGCAACUGUCCCGAGUGUGACACCCCUCUGAGAAAGAGCAACUUCCGCGUGCAGCUCUUUGAAGACCCGAUUGUGGACAAAGAGGUUGAGAUCCGAAAGAAAGUGUUAAAGAUAUACAAUAAGAGAGAGGAAGACUUUCCGACGCUGAGGGAGUACAACGACUUCUUGGAAGAAGUGGAAGAAAUCGUCUUUAACCUGACCAACAAUGUGGACUUGGACAACACCAAGAAAAAAAUGGAGGCCUACCAGAAGGAGAACAAAGACGUCAUUCAGAAAAAUAAGCUCAAACUGACACGGGAACAGGAGGAGCUGGAAGAGGCUCUCGCGGUGGAGCGCCAAGAAAGCGAGCAGCGGCGACUCUUCAUCCAGAAAGAGGAGCAGUUGCAGCAGAUUCUGAAACGGAAGAAUAAGCAAGCUCUUCUCGACGAACUGGAGAAUUCGGAUCUGCCGGCGGCCCUGCUCUUGGCUCAGCACAAAGAGAAGUCGAACCAAGUGGAAAUGCCCCCGGAGAAACCAAAAUUAGUCAAACCAGUAACGUUUUCCACUGGCAUCAAAAUGGGUCAGCACAUUUCCCUGGCUCCUCUUCCGGUGCUGGAGGAGGUUCUGUAUGAGUACCAGCCACUGAAAAUAGAAACGUGUGGACCACAAAUUCCUCCGUUUGACCUGCUGGGAAGGCUCGGGUACCUGGACCACGUGCGCGCGGCCUCGCCGCAGGACCUGGCCGGAGGCUACACGUCCUCCCUGGCCUGCCACCGGGCCCUGCAGGAUGCCUUCAGCGGCCUGCUCUGGCAGCCGCGCUAGCCGCCGGGUGCCGGACCGGACCCCCUCGCCGGCCGCGGAGGCGGAAUGCCGGUGGGGCGCCGCCACCGCGGGCCGCCCCCGCACCCCCCUCCAGAGAACGGUGCCGGCGGCGGCACCGCGGAGGAGGAGGAGGAGAGUCUGGGCCCGGGUGGACCCCGGCCGAAGCGGCGGCCGUGAGCCACGCGUCUGGGAGAGAGGAAGAGCCUAGCUGGGGACUUUGGGCGAUUUCAGGCCCACGAGGACUUUUUUUUAAUAAAGCUAGACUUCCUAUUA
Molecule: messenger RNA, 1263 nt
Organism: Ornithorhynchus anatinus (platypus)
Lineage: Eukaryota; Metazoa; Chordata; Mammalia; Monotremata; Ornithorhynchidae
Gene: MNAT1
Product: MNAT1 component of CDK activating kinase
Exons: 8
Coding region: 61-990 (309 amino acids)
Biological process (GO): regulation of transcription by RNA polymerase II; positive regulation of cyclin-dependent protein serine/threonine kinase activity; nucleotide-excision repair
Cellular component (GO): transcription factor TFIIH holo complex
Molecular function (GO): cyclin-dependent protein serine/threonine kinase activator activity
Source: RefSeq, a predicted model, not a curated record